CCGAUCGAGUUUUUGACAGAAGGKAGAAUUUUUAACACAGCAGAACACAAAACCACCGGGAUGAGCCAAAAUACAAACGGGGCGAAAGCUACCCCAAAACGUGUCGCCGUGAUCGGCGGAGGAGUCACCGGACUGUCGGCGGCCUGGCACCUGCACUCGUCGUCGUCUGUUUCGGAAGUCGUCGUCUUCGAGGCCGAGGAUCGAUUGGGUGGGCACGCCUACACCGUCCCCGUUCCGCUGGACGGCGACGGAAGCGUCGAUGUCGACAUCGGGUUUAUGGUCUACAAUGCUGCCAACUAUCCAAACAUGACAAAAUGGUUUGAAGCCCUCGGCGGAGUCGAGGAGGAAGACACAGACAUGUCCCUGAGCGUCAGCCUCGACAAGGGCGACUCCCUCGAGUGGACCAGCAACGGUGGGCUCAACGGACUGUUUGCCAAGCGGGGGCAGCUGGUGGACUCGAAUUUCUACGCAAUGGUUCGAGACAUGACCCGYUUCCACGACGAGGCUYCAAAGCUGUUGCUCAUGUCCGAAGAUGACCCCAGAAAGCACGUGACGGUCAGGCACUACCUGAGGCAGAACGGUUACACCCCUUCCUUUGGAGUAUACUACCUCCUGCCUAUGAUGGCCGCCCUCUGGUCGGCGAGCAUGGAAGAWGUCCUCGAGUUUCCAGCGAGACAGCUGAUUGGGUUCCUGUGCAACCACAGAAUGCUKCAGUUAUUCGGAAGGCCACAGGUGAGUUUAGUGUCAAAAAUGKUUUUGUAUCGUUUCGCUGUUUUUGUUAGCAGUCAGAAACUCCUGGUACUACCGAAAAAUAUCAUUGGUGUUCCAUUUGUCUUUGGUUUCAAUCACGUGAUGAUAAGAUGGGKUUCGAGCGUUUUCCUAAUCAUUGCGAUUCCUCAUCUCAUGUCAUUUUACUAUAACUGCCUUUGAUUUUGUUGUACAACAGUGGAAAACAGUCAAGGGACGGUCGCAAACAUACACAAAGCGGGUCGGGGAAAUCCUUGGCGAGAAACAAGUCCGGCUCUCGACASCCAUUGAUUCCAUGGAGAAAAGCGGUAACACGUACGAGCUCUUCACAAGAAACCAAGGAAGCAACGUCAGUGUUGGGGUUUUCGACGAAGUUGUCUUUGCCUGCCACACCAACGUUGCGGCAUCUAUUCUCCGCGCGAGUGCUUCUAACAUCCAAACACACGACAACGAUUCGUUGCUAGAGCAACUGGAGUUGGUGAACAUACUCAGUGAAAUCAAAUUCGAAGACAAUGUCAUUUAUGUGCACAGCGACCCCAAGCUGAUGCCGAAGCGUCGCCGGGCAUGGGCCUCCUGGAAUUGCAUGGGAGAUUCCGAACAGAUCGAAACCGCCUUUGGAAUCAAGAAGGGCAAGCAAGYAACCGAAGAAAAUAACAAACACUCCGGUGCUUUUGAGGGAGCCGAAUCGGGAUUUGGUAACACAAWAUCAGACAGGGACGAAAAUCGUGACUCGACCGGGGCGGAAGCCAACGCAUCAUCAAAAGAUACCCUUGACGGACCUGACGGGCGCAUGAAAGCCGUUUAUGUUACUUACUGGUUGAACAAGUUGCAAAACUUAGAUGCUGGUGGCAAGGACAUUUUUGUUUCACUGAAUCCUCACGAGGCACCUGCCGAAGAGAUGAUCUACAAGAAGACAAUUCUUGCSCAUCCUCAGUUCACGGCGGCUAGCACAGUCGCUCGCAAGAAGCUCUCUGAUUCCUUUCAGGGCCGAAAUGGAUUGUGGUUUUGCGGGGCCUGGCAGGGAUACGGAUUCCAUGAAGACGGAUGCCGCUCGGGAUUCGAGGUCGCUACAAAACUUUCUGGCGUUCCCCUCCCAUGGGCGAACGAAUCAAACGGAUCCGAYGACGGCGRAGAAUCGACCGCACUCAUGGUCCUGCCACCUCCAGAUCUAGCAGCUUCUUCACUUCAGAAAAAAUCCUUGUUGRGAUGGCUGUAUGAUAAAUUUUGGUACGACUUGCCUCUGGCGCUCUGCAAGCGCUUCAUGCUCUACUUUUUGAAGGCCGCUGUCCAGCACGGCAAGCUGAAGAUCAAGUUCAACGAUGGGACCGUUUUCGAAUUCGGUGACGGGGCUCCCUGYGGKUUAGGGGAUGCUAGUCCUGUGACAAUGCGCAUCUUUGAUGAAUGGCUCUUCGUCAAGAUUGCCUGGGAGUACGAUCURGGAUUGGCGCGGUCGUACAUGGCAGGUCAUUUCGUCAUCGAACCACUUGAGGAUGUUAAUGAAUACAACCCCGUCCUCAGACCUGCAUCUGAACGGGAUGAGACCACACGGGAAUGUGGGGAUCCCGUUGGCCUAACUCGGUUGCUCCUCUUGCUUAUGGGUAAUCGGGACCGAGCUCUUGCCGAUGAGCACACACCCAAUACGUCCUACAAGGGAUAUACCGGCGCCAACCCCGUAAACGCCGGACCCUACAUCAUUUCGAAGAUUGGAUCCUUUUUGAACUUCUUGCGGUACCGKCUAACUAUGGACAAUUCAGAGCGCGGGGGUAGUCUCAAGAAYAUCCACGCCCACUAUGAUUUGUCSAACGACCUGUUCACAAGUUUUCUCGACAAGGAAACACUCAUGUAUUCGUCUGCCAUCUACGAUGCUGUGAAGGCCCCCUCGCCCCAAAAGGGCUUGAUUUUCCGGGGAACGCUCGAGGAAGCCCAGUGGAGAAAACUGGACACAUUGCUUGAUCGCGCCCAGGUCCAACCAGGACAGGAAGUCCUAGAUAUUGGAUUCGGGUGGGGGGGUCUGUCCCUCCACGCUGCCAAGAAAUACGGCUGCAAGGUCACUGGCAUCACGCUCUCGGUCGAGCAGCGUGCUCUUGCCAUGGAGCGCGUCGCCAAGGAAGGCCUUGAAGACCUCAUUACGUUCGAGGUCAUUGACUACCGCACAUUUGCCCGAAAGAAGGAGAACCUCGGCCGCUUUGAUCGUGUGCUGAGCUGCGAAAUGAUCGAAGCUGUGGGUCACGAUCACCUAGGGGAAUUCUACUGGGCCGUCGAGCAGGUGUUGGCACCAGAUGGCGUCCUGGUCAUGGAAGCCAUUACAACCACCGAGGAACGCUACGAGAAUUACCUAAGAUCAACGGAUUUCAUCAACACCAUUAUCUUCCCGGGAUCUUGCUGCCCCUGUCUGCACGCCCUUGUCGAUGCCGCCUACAAGGGAUCGAGGCUGACGCUGGAACAUAUCGACAACAUUGGAUUGCACUAYGCCCAGACCCUCGCCGACUGGAGGCGGCGGUUCAAUGCGAACGAAGAGCUCGUCCGAUCACUCGGCUUCGACGACGUCUUCAUCCGGGCCUGGAACUAUUACUUGUCCUACUGCGAGGCCGGCUUUUAUGCCCGUAAUGUCAACUGUUUGAUUCUGGUCUUCUCUCGCAACGGGUGCAGUGCUCUCACACCACUCUACGAAACAAGGGCCUGCACUCAGCUCCCCGCGUUGACUGACUCAGAGGUUGCGAACUGGAUGAGUGAUGCUAGCAACUAAGUUAGCAACGAAWCGAAUUACAAYGCAGGUAGUGCCUAUCACUUGCUUGGCUUCCAAAAACAGGCGUAACUUGGUUUACCAAACAAUAUGAAAUUCCGAGGAAUCCGGGCAAAUUACAUGCGUUAUGAAUUAUGCAUCUAAAAAAAGACUAUGAAUUAC
Pseudo-nitzschia multistriata is the source of this 3652-nucleotide messenger RNA. NCBI's taxonomy places the organism in Eukaryota, Bacillariophyta, Bacillariophyceae, Bacillariales, Bacillariaceae. The record is from the annotation of a GenBank genome assembly.